GCGUCCGAUUGGAAGAUCUUGCGAUGGGGAAAGACGCGACGGUCUUCGCCGAGGCCGAGGCGCGCGACGCUGCGGUCAAGCGCGCAGAAGAGGAACGCCGGGCGCUCGAUGGCUACACCUUUAUCCCGCAGCCGCUGCGCCGCCACUUCAAGCGCGCGCGGAGCUCGAAUCAAGCCGACGCACUCGUGUCGUCGGACCCACGGGCCAUUACGCUUGCACGGUACGCUCGCACGGCGCGCCUUUUGCAGCACGCGACCCCCGAAUUACACGCCCACUUGUACCCGUCCGAGGUCGAAGACUUCAUCUGCACGCAGGUGAGCUACGAGCGCGCGCUCGCCAAGCUCCUCUUGCUCGAGCAAGGCGGGGCUUCGUGGACCGUCGUCCAGCUGCAGCGACAAGUGAUAAAUCUUGUCGAUACGUGCUUGAAAGGCCUCUGCGACGUGUACCUUGGCCUGCUCCAGCCCAAGCGGGCGGCGCUCGUGUACACGGCCGCAUCGCCUUUGAGCGGUAUGCUCGCCAAGAGCCUUCCGAGCGGCAAGGGCAUUUCGUUUCGCGCUAUCGACGAUGACAACAUUGUGGUGUGCGAUGAUAUCGCGACCGACGACGCGAUCGAAAGCUUUGGCCCGCACCGAUGCGGCCCCUUUGCAGCGCUCCCACUCCCAGGUCGACUCCGCGGCAGUCGCAGCCCCAUCGGCGUCCUUGCCGUCGACGCGACGCGGGGUGCGUGGCAGAGUCACCCAGGUGCCAUGACGUUGCACGACGUCCUUGCUUUUCUGCGGGCGUAUGGCCUCGACGAUGUUGUGCCAUCGUUUCAAAAGCACAAGAUUGACGGUCCGUCGCUCUUGGCGCUCAAAGACCUCAACCUCGAGUUCACGCUGGGUAUUUACCGCGUGCACACUCGGACCAAGCUGCUGUCGCUCAUCGAGGGGCUCAACGCGGGCCUUCCGCUGCACCUUCCGGAGACGCCGACGCGCUUUGUCGACGCGCCCGAGACGAUGCAGUUUCUCACGCGCGUCGCCGAUAUUGCCGGCCCGCUUUUCGCGACCGCGCGCCGGCGGGAGUGGCAUGCGCGCCUUUGCGAUGCGACCAAAGACGGCACGUGCACGCAGUACGACCUGUACUACCUUGUGAUCCAAGCGCUGCUCCACUGCGUCCUCAACGUCACAGGCGUUGCGAUCUGGCGCGUCUUGUUGUCGCCCAUGGAGCUUCUCAAGUCGAAUGUGGUGCUCCUUGGCGCGUGCGAUGUGCCGUCGGACCGCUUGGCGCCGUUCGUGCACUGCAGCGAGAAGGCCAUCAAGCGCGUCCCGCUCUUCACAGAAACGUCAACGUCCCUGCUGCGGGGCAACGUCGUGCACGUGGUACCGGCGCUUGGACCAAAAGAAGCCACGACGUACACGGUCUCGUGGAGCAACCACGUAGUCGAAGACGUGAAUUGGCACACGAUGAGCCGACUGCUGCCAGUGCGCUUGCUCAACACGCAGCACUUUCAUCUUCAAGGCGUCCUCGCUGGCAUGGACGUCAACAGCGGUGAUUUUCUCGUGCCGUUUCCAGCCCAAUCGACCAAAGUCUGGGUGCAGCCCUUUGCGGACGAGCCCAAGUUCAAGUAUGUCAUCGUGACAACGCUCCACGAAGCCGCCGACAUCUCGGACGCAGUGAGCUACCUCUCGCAGCUUCUACCCGAGCUGGACACAACGCUGCGCUGCGUGCGCGGGCGGCAGAAGCGCCAUCUGCAACGAACCGAGGCGGUCGCGCGUCUGCGGCAGUGGACGGCCGCGCUCGCAAUGACACCGUCCCCGGACGCUCUCCGCUCCCUAGACGAGCUCCUCAGUCGCAUGGUCAACGAGGUCCAGCUCUGCCUUCCUGGCACGCAAAGUGCAAUUUGGGAGUUAACGCCCUCGGCCAAGUCGCUGCGCUGUACGUUUGCGUACCACGGGUGCGCCCGGCUCAUCGGUCUCGAGGUGGACGUGCAUGCUGCGGGGAUUGCCGACUGCUUGAGCGCCAAGGCGCCCGUGGUUUUGCGCUCAGCCUCGCGGCUCAGCUUUCUGCCAGACGAAACGAUGCUGCCCGUCGUGCUCUUGCCACUGCUUCACGACGACGCGCUCGUGGGCGUGCUCGUUGUCUUUGAUUUUCGCUCGGUCGAGAAAGGCAGAAGCGACGAGACCCACCCCGAAUAUGGCGUGAUACCGAUGCUGGAAGUGGCUGCGCGUGGCAUGGCCGCCGCACUCCGGCUCAAGCGCCGCGCCGCGCGCCUGUUUGCGCUCGCCAACAUUGUCGACGCCGACGCGUUUGCGGCGCCCGCGCAGGUUUUUGCGUCGGCGCUGCAGUGCCUUCAGUCGUCGCUUCUCGGUGUCCUCAAAGCCCGGCUUCUCGUUAUCCGCAAGAGCGACGGCAAGCCCACUGUCGUCGCCGACACCAACGACGUCGCGCACUGGCCGGUACUUGACCUGACGUACGUCGAAGGUGCCCGUGGCCGACUGCGCGAGCUUCGAUGGCCCACGUUCCAGACGUACCACAAGCUCGACAACGCAACGUUGGACGCGGUCGUGACGCGCGUGACGUCGACACCGAGUCUCUUGAGCAAAUCGCUUUGUAGCGCGGACGUCCAGUACGUCGAGACGCUGGCCGAGCCACCGGUGCCGAUCGAGUGGACCAAGAAUCUGCGAAAGACGCUGGAGUCGGCCAACCAAGUGAUUUUCGGCAACCAAAAGUAUCUCUCGACACUCGUACCGGCGCUGUGUACGUCCACCCACGUUGUCGCACUCACAGCGGCGCUUCCGUCGCCCUAUUGCUUUGCCGCCGAGCCAGCCUUUCUCGAGACCGUCGCUCGCACGCUCUCGGGCGGCAUCGAAUGCCUUGCCGGGCGCUACGACCGAGUGCGCGCCCGUGCUGCGAGCCUCGAUGCGCUCGACGCCUUUGUCGCCGCGCACAAAACGAUUGCGCUGCCGCUGAAUUCGCCAUAUGCCGAACAGAGCGCCGAGGUACGUUUGGAUCUGCAGCACAAGACGCUCUCGCUGUUGCAGUCAACGCUGACGGGGUGCCACGCGUACGUUGGACUGCGGCAGCCCGCGUUCCACCGCAUUGUGUUUACGGCAGCAUCGUCUACUAGCCACAUGCUUGGAAAGCAGCUCGUGCGCGGUAAGAAAGGUGGCGUGGGCUUCGAGGUGAUUGCGUCGCAGUCGCCGGUUGUGCUCACGCAAGUGUCGCAACUCCACGUCGUCCGGCAUUUUGGCCGACCCGAAGCACUCGUCUUGCCAUACAUGGCCGUGCCGAUCGGCACCUUUGGUGUCCUCGCGCUCGACGACCUCAGCGCGUACGGACCGCGCGAACCUCAGCCUGAAAUGGGCGUCGAAGACUUUCUCGUGCGGUUUGGACAGAUGCUGGCGACCGGUUUGGAGGCUACCCGAACGCAAACCGCAGCGUACCGCGCUCAGCUUCGCGAACGUGGUGUGCAAAGCGCGCUUGUGCUCAGCGACAAUGCCCGACCGACCGAGCACGAUGCCCAAGCUGCAUGCCUUGCGCUCGUCCAAGCAGCCUUUACCGGCACCAAGGGGUUCGUCGCCAUGGCUAUGCCAUUUAGCAACGAGAUGCGUGUCACCAAGGCGUCCGAGAGUCCAUUGGUCGAUACAAUCGACGCGUCAUCGCCCCUCUUUGCUGCGUUCCAGCACCAGUCGCCCGUUGUCGUCGCCCGCGUCGAAGACGACGCCGAGAUCGCUCGUAUCGUAAGCGACCAGAAAGGUGCGUUCGUCGCCGUCCCGAUCCCACUUCUCGGUGUGCUCGCGGUGACGUCCUUUACGGGGGCGGCGGGCGGUCCGUACACGGCGACGAUCCCCGAGGCCGGCACCGUGUCCUGCCUCCAGACCAUUGGCGCGCACCUCGGGUCGCUCUUGCGCGCCAAGCGGCUCCAAGAGAGCCAGCGCGUGCUCUCGUCGGUCUUUCUCGGCAACAUUUCGAGCUUUCAAACGCUCUUUUCGACCAUCAGCGGCGAGCUGGCGCGUAAUAUCCCGUCGGCCAUUCGCAUCGACGUCUGGUACAUUUUUGAGGGCGACCACCCGCCGCUGCCGCAGUUUACUGCGUCUAGUCAUAUCCACGCGACGUCGCCAAGCUUGCGACCGGACGACGUCGUCCAGAUGCGCGCGGUCGUCUCACCCGAGUCGAUUCCCGAGACGAACGCGCUGCUUCUGCCACUUGCCAUGCACGACCCGUACGUCGUCGGCCCCCAAGUCGUCAAAAGCGUGCUCAAGGUAACGCGGCUACCCGGCGUCGACUGGCCAUACGAUCUCGAUGUGCUGAAGCGGUUGCAGCCGCUCAUCGACAACGCCUUGACACUCGCGAGUCACCGCGCCGCCGCGAACGUCGCCCGCCAAAAGGCACUUGUCCGUCUCGACGCCAUUCGAGACGACACACUGACGCUGCCGAGUCACGAUGCGUACACUAAUUUGCACGCAACCCAAGAUACCUGCUUAAAUGCAAUCGCUGACGCGCUCGGCGCUGGCACCGACGUCUACCUCGCGUACUUGGAGCCGCGCUUCACCGAGUUUGCCACGAGAGACGUCGAUGGGCUCGUCUUUCGCAGUGCGUCGCGCGAGAGUCUCAUGCGCAAUGUGGUCUUGGACACGGAAGACCUCCUGAGCUUCCAGUGCCUUCGCACCCAAGAACCGAUUGUGAUCAACCAUCUGAGCGCACAAACCGGCAAAACCGUGCACUUCUGCACCAGUCGUCGGGCGACACGCGCGUAUGUUGUCGUGCCGCUGAGCACACUCGGUGUCCUCGCCGUCGAUAGCUUUGGCGUUCACUGCUUUACGACCAAGAACGAGCUGGAAAAAGACGUCUUGUCGUUUCUUCGGGACGCAUCGCAGCGGCUCGUGGCGCUGUACGAAGACACGCACCAGCGCUACAGCCGCGACCGCAUUGUGAGCGUCGGGUCGGACCUGCAAGCGCUCUACGCCGAGACGCUCGCCGCCGCCUAUCGCGACGUGACGCAUGUGCAUAGCGGCCACGUGUUGGGCCUCGCACCCGACUUUACCGGCGACCUCGAGGUGCUCUGUUGGCUCAAGUAUCGCAACCGACGGCCGGUGAAGGCACCGCGCCACUACUGCUACGAGCAGCGCUGCCGAAAACACUAUGUUCGAGACCUCAUCCACUACGACUGCAUUCGGUUGCCCAUGACCAACUGCCCGCGCACGCUCGACGACGCACGCUCGACGGCGCCGGAUCCAAUCUUGGCCGCCACCGGGCUCGAGGUUCGCGGCAACUACCCUACGUUUGCUGCUAUGAUGGACGGUAAGAUGGUCGCACCCCGGAUCGCGUUCGUGCUCUAUCGCAAAGCCGGACGCAGCUUUACCGAGAGAGACACUGCGUCGCUUCGUCGGCUUCUGACGACGGCGCAAGACGCAUACGUCGCCGCCUUUACCGCUCUCGUGCUCGAGAGCCUCUCGAUCGAAAUGCUCUUCUUCGCAAGAGAGAUGCUCCAGGCCAGAGACGGGUUUGUGGCCCGCGGCUCGCCGCUGCCUAUUCUCGCCAUGUCGACCAACGAAACUAAGUACCCACUGGGGCCGCUAAAAAAGGCCAAGAAGCAAACCACACGCCUCAUCGCGUUUGCUGCUACCGACGUGCCUGUGGCAGUCGCAACGAUUCUACCGGCGGUCGUUGCCGUUGCAACGCCGGCUCCAACGACGACGACAACGGUGCCACCACCAGAAGCUACUGUGCCACCAGCAAAGGCCUCCAAGCUCACGACGCGCUUUCGCCCAAAGUCAAAACCAACGUUGGCGCCAACACCCGCAGCUGUCGCCGCCGUUACCGAGACGCCGCCCAGUGCCGUGCACCACGAAGUGCUGUUGCGACUGCCGCAUCAUGAAUUCCUUCUGCUCGACGUGUUUGUGGUCCCCGGUAUCUUGGACAACGCCUCGUCAGUCGCGCGAACGACGAUGGUCGACUGGAUCGAGACGGCGUCGGCGACUGCGCUUCGGUUCCGCGAAAAGCCCGCGGGCAACGAACGCACUGUCGGGUACCUCCUCGACAUGUGGUUUCAAGCAUCGCGGACGACGUAUGGCGCCACGCGACUGGGCAUUGAGCACGAAGCUCGAGUGCACCUCGAUGCGCUCGUCGCCGUGCCUCCGACGCCGUGCCCGGAAGCAAUUGGUACUGUGUUUACCGCUGCGCUCGUCGCUUGCGGCGUCAAGCGCGAUGUCAUUACGACGCCCCGGGUGGCGCUGGAGCUUUUCCUCUCCAAGAAAGCCGCCACGUUUCUCUUUGAGAGCGACCCGUUCGAUCCCAAGUUGAAAAGCCGCGUGUGGACCAGUGCGUUCAAGUGCCGAACCUUUCUCACAUCGUUUUCGCUCCUGCAGCUGUUGCCGCAACUGUCGCCGCCAUUGAAUACGCUUCUGCGGUAUCUUCUCUUGCUCAUUGCCGUCGCGCGGUUUCUCAAGCGCGACGCCGACGACGCAAAGGCCAAGCGCGCGCACCUGAGUGCGGCGGCCAUUGUUCUACAGUGCCGCGUCCGCUGCAUCUUUGCGGGCCGAGAGCUGGCGCGGCGGAGGCGCCGGCGCGACGCGGCCAUUUGCCUCCAAAGCGUCGGUCGCAUGUACCUCGCACGGCAAAAGGUGCUGCGUUUGCGCAGUAACCAAGCCGCCAGUCGCCUGCAAACGUGGUGGCGGCGGCUCCAGGGGCCGAAAAAAACCACUGCGCUUUCAACCAAGCACCUCUUGGACCACGUGCACGCACUCCAAGCGCGAUACGCCACCGUCGACUCGGAGACGGCGACGACCGACGACGUGAGUGCGUGGGGAGACAUCUCGACGACCGAGUCCUUUGACGCCUUCCUCGCGAGUCGACACGGCAAGGCGAUGCUCACAAAGGAGGAGCGUGGCCUCAGUGCGCGCAUGAAAGCCCGCGUCAAGGCGCGAAGCGAGCUACCGCUCGAGGCUCGGCUGCAAGAGGAGGUCCAAGACCUCUUUGAUUUUUUCGACCCGAUUGGCGUCGGGUCUAUCUCGCGGGACGACACCAAAGUGGUGAUUGCCAAGCUUCGCAUUCCGCUCGUUGACGACGAGCUCGACGACGUGGUGAGCAUGAUCGACAACGACAAGUCGGGUGACGUGAGCGUCCUCGAGUUUUGCUCGUGGUUUCUGUACGAGUACCCGACGCUGCGGAAGCGGUCGGCCGACUGCGGCAGUCUCUCGCGUGCAGACCGCGACUGGUUUGUGCACACGAUGGCCAAGCGCUUUCUGCAGCAAAAGUACAACAUCCAGCGCGCAAGGACAGCGGUGACAAAGCCAAACCAUGACGACUAGAGAAUUACGAAGAUCUAAUGUGCGCAGUGACUUAGUAAAUUCGUUGCACGACCAGACGAGAUCAAACCUUGUUGCUAGCGAUGCGUACCAUAGCUCUAUAUACGUCAUACACGUCCAACUGGAUUGCAAG
Molecule: messenger RNA, 7419 nt
Organism: Saprolegnia diclina VS20
Lineage: Eukaryota; Oomycota; Saprolegniomycetes; Saprolegniales; Saprolegniaceae
Exons: 4
Coding region: 24-7289 (2421 amino acids)
Molecular function (GO): protein binding; calcium ion binding
Source: RefSeq, a predicted model, not a curated record